CUCCUUGCCUUGCUCGGAUUCGCGGGCUUCACGAUACUCCUACUCGGCGCAUACCGAGAGCCCCCGGGCUAUCCGGCGCCUAUAAAGCAAACAAAACAAGGGACAUCAGGAGGAGGGUCUAGUGGAGCGCUGCUGACAGGGCAUGCGAUUGCGCCAAAGCUGGGGAACGCAACGGCAAAAGCUGAACUCGGUCGCGCAGCAUGGAAGCUGCUUCACACGACGUUCGCACGCUUCCCCGAGCAGCCUACGCCAGACGAGAAGGAAGCCUUGCGGUCAUUCGUUCACCUGUUCCAGCGCUUAUACCCUUGCGGAGAGUGUGCUGAACACUUCGGAGCAGUGUUAGCCAAGUAUCCUCCUCAGGUAUCGUCGCGGUCUGCAGCUGCAAUGUGGGGCUGCAUGGUACACAACAUUGUCAACAAGCGACUGCACAAGCCCGAGUUCAACUGCGAGAACAUCGGGGAUGCUUACGACUGCGGUUGCGGAGACGAAGACCCGAAA
Messenger RNA from Trematosphaeria pertusa, 498 nucleotides. Its product is annotated as FAD dependent sulfhydryl oxidase Erv2. The transcript has 3 exons. Lineage: Eukaryota; Fungi; Ascomycota; Dothideomycetes; Pleosporales; Trematosphaeriaceae. The record is from RefSeq and is a predicted model, not a curated record. Gene Ontology annotation, cellular component: mitochondrion. The annotation marks the transcript as partial. Gene Ontology annotation, molecular function: flavin-dependent sulfhydryl oxidase activity; flavin adenine dinucleotide binding.